ACAUCCGAACAAGAAGAGGAGCAAGAACAACAAAUGCUUUUAUAUUUGCAAUAAAACCAUGGUAAAUGUUAUGAAAGGAGUGCUUGUCGAAUGUGAUCCGGCUAUGAAACAAUUUUUACUACAUUUGGAUGAGAAGCUGGCGUUGGGUCGAAAAUUCAUCAUUCAAGAUUUGGACGAGAGUCAUCUAUUCAUUUCCACGGACAUUGUUGAAGUGCUGCAGGCGCGUGUCGACGAGUUAAUGGAUCGCAUCAGCUUUCCAUUGCACGAGAAGGACGCCUAAGCAACAACAAAAAACCAAACAACAAAAUACAAAAGUUCUACAAGCAAAAUUAUGACGGGUCGCGAAUCGCAUAGGAUCAAGGAUGCGGAAAAGAAACGUGUCCUGGAUGAAGCGGCACGCAAGCGACGCGCACGCAAAGCUCUCGAAGCUUUGGAGCAGGACAACUUUCAAGAUGAUCCUCAUGCGGAUCUAGUGAUGUCGAAAAAGUUACCCAAAUUCCAGGAGAGCAUCAAGAACGGCAAAGAGAAGAAGGGCAAACGCAAAGGAGCCGAAUACUUUCGCGCUAAAUAUCGCAAAAAUUUCCAGCAACUGCUCGAGGAGGAUAAGCAGAGGCCGAAUUAUGAAAGUGCCGCUGCGCCGCCGCCAAAGAAACCCGUUCGCCAUUUCUGUGCCGUCUGUGGUAACUUUUCGCAAUAUUCGUGCACCGCAUGUGGAACGCGAUAUUGCCGCGUGCGCUGCCUGCGCACCCAUCAAGACACACGUUGCCUCAAGUGGACCGCCUGAUUUGUUUGUAGAGCCCCAUUCCUCCAUAUCCAAUACAAAUACAUGCAAUAAAACCAAAAUUUGAAAACUGUUA
Messenger RNA from Drosophila grimshawi, 857 nucleotides. RefSeq names its product general transcription factor IIH subunit 5 (gene Tfb5). The transcript is spliced from 2 exons. Gene Ontology annotation, biological process: nucleotide-excision repair; transcription initiation at RNA polymerase II promoter; transcription by RNA polymerase II. Gene Ontology annotation, cellular component: transcription factor TFIIH holo complex; transcription factor TFIIH core complex. The coding region runs from base 59 to 280 and encodes 73 amino acids. The record is from RefSeq and is a predicted model, not a curated record. Lineage: Eukaryota; Metazoa; Arthropoda; Insecta; Diptera; Drosophilidae.